UAAUCAUUCUCAUAAACCUUUAAUCUUUUCUCUCAAUCAUGUUCAACUCUAAAAGCUUAAUACCCUUUGUUUACUUUCUAUUUAUAGCUCACUUACGUUCUCCUUUACUAGUUGAAUCAUGUAAUGCUAUAGACAAAGAAGCAUUGCUUGAUUUCAAGCGUAGAAUAAGCGACGACCCGUCACAACUUCUUGGCACGUGGCUUCCCACGACCGACUGUUGUAAAACAUGGGAGGGCGUGGGUUGCGACCGAGCCAAUGGUCGUGUCAUAAACGUGUCUAGGUCCGGCCUUCAGUCAGGAGACGAUUUCAUUUUAGACACCUCUAUGUCAGGUACACUAUCCCCGUUUCUAGGUAACCUUACUUAUCUUACUCUCCUUGAUCUUAGCAACCUUAAAGAGUUAAAUGGUCCAAUCCCAUUUGAAUUAGGUAAGUUAUCUCAUUUGACCCAACUUUUUUUAGACACUAAUAUGCUAAAUGGUUCAAUACCCACCUCAUUUAGUAACCUAAAAAACCUAAAAAGACUCUUUCUUAACAGAAACAGCCUAUCUGGCUCAAUACCCAACUUUGUUUUUCAGUCAUUUACAUUAGUUACUGAAUUGGGUCUCUCAGAAAAUCAUCUAUCAGGGCCAAUUCCAUCAUCUAUUGUGCAUAUGAAAUCACUUACUAAACUUGAUCUUCAUGACAAUAAAAUCUCUGGUAAGAUCCCAAAUGACAUUGGUAAAUUAAAAAGCCUUAUAGAGUUAGACUUGUCGAUAAAUCGAAUCAAUGGAAACAUACCUUAUUCCAUUGGCAAACUUUCUAAAUUGAUCGAUUUGUCGCUUGAUCACAACCGUCUCACUGAACCAAUCCCAUCUUCAAUAGGCCAACUUGUUUCCUUACAAGCAUUAGGUUUAGGCAACAAUCAACUAAUCGGAAAUCUACCCGAUUCCAUAGGAAACCUUCCUAAAAUCCAACACAUUUCCUUAGAUAACAACAUGAUCACAGGCCGUUUACCAUCAAGUCUAGGGCAUCUCACUACAUUGAUAAACUUGUUCGCUUCGAACAAUCGAUUUGUAGGACAAAUACCCAAAAGUUUUGGGGGUCUAAAGAGCCUUAUGACAUUAGAUUUAUCAAGAAAUCAGCUUGUUAGUCCACUCCCUGAACAACUUACUAAAGUUCAUGAUCUACAAAUCUUAGAUUUGUCAUAUAACCCACUUGGUCUAGUAAGUAUACCAAAUUGGUUGUCUAAAAUAAACUUGUUUAGGCUAAUGUUAGCCAAGACGGGCCUCAAAGGCCAGCUACCGCGAUGGCUGUCAUCCUCGUCGAUAGGUUACCUUGAUCUAUCGAGUAACAAACUCGAAGGAAAGUUGCCUACAUGGAUAGGCAACAUGAGUGAGUUAUGGUUCUUUAAUGUGUCACAUAAUAGAUUCUACUCUACGAUUCCUAAAGAAUUUAAGAACCUUCGAUUGUUAUCUGAUCUCGAUCUUAGCUCAAACAAGUUCUCGGGUUCCUUGGAGAAUAUAUUCGACAAGAAUGUGGAUGAGCCAAGGGGACAUUAUAACUCAAUCGACGUGUCUAACAACAUGUUUAAAGGGCCUAUCGAGAAAAAUAUAGGAAAUAAGCACGUUAUGGACUCGAUUACUUCUUUGAUCUUGUCUUAUAAUCCAUUGGGAGGAAACAUACCCAAAUCAAUUGGGAAUUUGACUCAAUUACAAGUGUUGGAAUUGGUGCAUGAUGGGCUUACAGGAAUGAUCCCAGAAGAAAUUGGUAAUGCUAAGGAAGUUAAAACAAUUAAAUUGUCUAGGAACUAUUUGAGUGGAAGUAUUCCUAGUAAAGUUAUCAAUUUGGGGAAUUUGGAAGUGUUUCAAGUUAUACGAAAUAAGUUAAGUGGAGAGAUUCCUGAGCAUACAACUAAUAUUCCAGCUUCUUCAUUUUUUGGUAAUGCUGGUCUUUGUGGUGCUCCACUACGCCCAUGUACGCGCUCAUAAAAGCUCAAUACAGGGUCGCUGAUUCACAGUGUGAAACGGGCUACAGCACGUACGCUUUAAAUUUUUGAGGGUCUAAUUUUCUUUUUAAGUUUUGGUUGAUAUUCACAUUAGACUCAAUAUUAUGUACUUUUACACUAUUUUGUUUUUUCACUUAUAGUUCUAUAGUAAUCGUAAUGUAAUGAGUAUUGAUAAAUAAAAAUACUCUUAUAUUUACUUUAAAUAUCUCAUUUUAUUUUGGCAUAUUGCCAAUGUAUGUUUU
Molecule: messenger RNA, 2226 nt
Organism: Amaranthus tricolor (Joseph's coat)
Lineage: Eukaryota; Viridiplantae; Streptophyta; Magnoliopsida; Caryophyllales; Amaranthaceae
Product: probable leucine-rich repeat receptor-like protein kinase At1g35710
Exons: 1
Coding region: 39-1967 (642 amino acids)
Molecular function (GO): protein binding
Source: RefSeq, a predicted model, not a curated record